AAAUUCAACUUCAAAGAUAAAAAUUAUCAAGUUACUUUGUGGUAUUUCAAAUUGAUUGAUCAUUUGAUCGUAAUAGUUUAGGUUACAAGUAAUAAAUAAUAAUUAUGGGAAACGUAAAUGAGAAAGUCGACGCAGCUGCGGCGGGUGAUGUUGCAAAAAAAGCCGAAGAACCUAAAAAAUUGAAACCUUGUUGUGCUUGUCCAGAAACGAAAAAAGUCAGAGAUGCCUGCAUAAUCGAAAACGGCGAAGAAAAUUGCCAACACUUAAUAGAGGCUCAUAAGGAGUGUAUGCGGAAAGCUGGAUUUAAUAUAUAAAAUUGAUACUAGUUGGAUUAGUUUGAAUUAAUGAUCAUAAGUAGUGUACAUACAAAUAGAUUGUUCAUAACUGUGUAAAUAAAUUAUUCAUAACUGA
Messenger RNA from Phyllotreta striolata, 411 nucleotides. The record is from the annotation of a GenBank genome assembly. Lineage: Eukaryota; Metazoa; Arthropoda; Insecta; Coleoptera; Chrysomelidae.